CAGCGCGACAGAUUCGCCACAUGCUUUUCUCUUUUUAUGGCCACUGUGGUGUUUACAACCAUUGCGGGAGCAUAUAGUAGACGUUUAACUCAUAAACAUUUUAUUAACCUGACAAAUGUGAAUCACGAGGCGUCGGGGUCAUUCGUUAUUAUUCGAGUUAGUGAGAUCGUUGAGGACAUCAAACAAUCGUUGUUAUUUAGACCCUCUCAUAAUAUUGAAAAAAUAGGAAACAAAUAAGGUCUUAUCAAACUUUAUUUAUCAAACUUGGACUACCUAAAGUUUAAACGUAGGAGUUUUUUAAACGCUGCCGUUGUCCAUAGAAUUGUAAUGAUUACUGAGUCCUCUUGGGGUCGCUGUGGUUUUAUUGUGACUCGAGAAGAGCAGUCGAAGUCGAAGAGGAAGUGAAAAAAAGAAGAAAGAAACCAAGCGGAAGUGGGUAAAUCUCCGGCAAAGGAAUUCAAUUCUUUGUUGUGGCUUCCUAUCGGAUUUUACAAUGGUAAAAAUAUUUGUGGGGAAUCUGCCCCGAGAAGCAGACCAGGAAGAAAUCAAGGCACUCUUCACUCAGUAUGGGACAGUGACAGAGUGUGCCAUCAUCAAGAACUACGCCUUUAUUCACAUGGAUGACCGCAAGGCGGCCACCAAAGCCAUCAGAAGUCUGCACCUUUACAAGCUUCACGGGACACCAAUCAACGUGGAGGCCAGCCAUGGGAAGAACCAGGGCCCCGUCAAGCUACAUGUAGCAAACGUUGAGAAGGGAUCUGAUGAAGAGCUCCGUGCUCUCUUUGAAGAGUAUGGUACUGUCACAGAGUGUGCUAUUGUCAAGAAUUUUGCUUUUGUACAUAUGUCCAACUCCGAUGAGGCCAUGGAUGCCAUCAAGGGACUGGAUAACACUGAAUUUAAAGAUAAACGCAUCCAUGUCCAGAUUUCCAAGAGCCGCCCCAGACAUGACGAAAGGGAUGACUACCCCCCUCCUCCGCCAGACUAUUGGCCCCCACACUAUCCAGAAGAGGGGCACGAGCCUCCUCCACCUGGCUACAUGCGAGGCCGCCUUGGCCAUAUUCCCCCAGGUUACCCAGCCCCUCCCCUGCCACCCCCUCCCCCUAGACGAGCUGUUUAUCCCGACCGUCCUUAUGAGGGUGAGAGGGACCGAUACGGUGUGGUAGAUUACUAUGAGAAGUACAGAACCCGUCCGUAUGGUAUGGCCUCCUAUGAGGAUCAAUGUGGUGGCCCGCCUCCUCCUCCCCCUCCUCCGUCAGCCGUCGUUCGAGACCGUCUUAUGACCCCGUCGCUUGAUCCGUAUGAACGUCGCCCCCCUCCACCUCCUCCAUCCUCGUACUACGCUCGAGAUCGCAGCCCCCUCAGGAGGCCGCCUAACGCGCCAAUGCCCCCUCCCGGUAAUGGCUAUUCCUAUGAGCGUUCCCGGCUAUCUCCCGUUUCCCGGGGCCCGGCAUACGGAGUUCCACGUGCCAGGGACCCCUAUGCAGAGCGGCUGCCCCCGCCACCGCCUGCACGCUACGCUUAUUAAGCAAGGUCCGUCCAUGUGAAGGAUCGUCGUCCAACUGCGUCGCCUCUCGCUGCCUCCUGAUGCACGUGACGCUAUCCACUUCCUGUCUGCGGCUGAGCGCGUAACGUUCCCCUGAGAUGCUCAGAGGAGGAACCAAAUUGGCGACGUCCUCGUCUGUUUUCUUUUAAUUAAUUUGGGACUUUUUCAUUCGGAUUUUUUUACUCCUGGUUGUUUUAGUUUGUCAUUGUGAUGUAGUAUUUCUAAUGCUUGACGUCUGAGUUAGGCGUGUUUUUUAUUGUAAUUUUCACGUUUGAAUAAUCAGUGUUCUGAUGUGGCUUGUAAUGUAGAAGCUGAACCGUCUCUUGGCGAUACUUGUGACUGUAGACGCAACUAAAUCAUUUAUGAUAUUAAAUCUAGUCUGCACGUUUGUUCCAUCGUCUCAAGCAUUACCAUCAAAAACCAAAACUCGAUAUGGCGUUCUGUGAAACGUAUUACUAAAAUGUAGGUUUGACACAUUCAACGUUUCUAAUCCAGUUACCAAAAGACGUUUACAUGUUGCUGUCCAUUGUCGACCUUUUUCCAAAAUAAAACGUACUUGUCCAGAAAGUCCACAGCUCAAAAUCAUGCUCUGCGCUAAAAUAUCUCCAUGUAAAGUUUAUUCAAAAGCUCAGCGAUCAUCUAUCAAAUAUAAUAUUAAUUGUAGUGAUCGUCCGUUUCCUUCAUGUUGAAAAUCGUCCAAGAAAUUUGUCAAAAUCGUUACGACAAUUGAAGAAAUGUCUGGUCUUCUGGGAAUUCUACACCUCAUAUCUUUCAUCAGAGUUCACCUUUCACCAUGUCCCUCCUCCGUGCCCAAAACUGCAUCUUGUCACCAUUAGGUGCAUAAGCGUUAAUUGGAGUACAACAGCCUUAGUUCACCUUGAAUCUGGGGGGUCUGCUGGAGUCCUGCAGAGUCAGGUAAGUCCAGGGUUUUUAGGAAUACUUUGAAAACAUGUUUAUAUUCUGCUGUUUUAAAGGUAACUAUUUCUACAUCUGCACUUCAGAGAGGUGCAACAGUGGCAGUGUUAAGUGCUUUUUCCCCCACAAUCAUUCCUUGUUUAGUAAGAAUCCAUUCAGCUCUGAAUCUGUUGGGGUUUUUUUUUAUUACAACUGUUUGCUUGGAAAUUCCAUGAAAAAAAUCCCUAUCUCCCUCUAGAUUCAGUUCUUUUGUGUUAUGGGGGCAGGAAAGAAAAUUCCAUCUUGCUGUGUGUUAUUUAUACUCUGAUGGAAUGACAUUUUUCCAAGGGGUCAGGUUGGUCACAGUCAGCUGAUUUUUAUAUGGAAUGCCCCCCAAACUAAAUUUGAAGACCGAAGUUGGCUCUAAAUGUUUAACACUCAAGGUGUACCUUUUAGCAAGGCUAGGUUUUUCUUUGGUCAUCCAGGACAACAGAUGAGAAACUGACUGAAUGGAAAAGAUCAGAAUAGAUUAAUUGAACCUUUCAAAAAAACAAACAUUGAACCAACCACACAUUGAAGCAACCAUAUUUAAACAUCAUUUACAGACUUCAUGGAGCCGAGCAGUUGAUGGUUUGUAUUGCCAUUCCGAUUUCUGAACUGAAUAAAAUAUUCAAAACAAUAA
This is a messenger RNA of Solea senegalensis (Senegalese sole), 3119 nucleotides long. RefSeq names its product RNA-binding protein 4B-like. NCBI's taxonomy places the organism in Eukaryota, Metazoa, Chordata, Actinopteri, Pleuronectiformes, Soleidae. The transcript is spliced from 4 exons. Gene Ontology annotation, molecular function: mRNA binding. The record is from RefSeq and is a predicted model, not a curated record. The coding region runs from base 494 to 1525 and encodes 343 amino acids. Gene Ontology annotation, cellular component: cytosol.